Oncorhynchus gorbuscha (pink salmon) is the source of this 1376-nucleotide messenger RNA. Its product is annotated as RIB43A-like with coiled-coils protein 2. The record is from RefSeq and is a predicted model, not a curated record. Bases 429 to 1307 code for a protein of 292 amino acids. The transcript is spliced from 6 exons. Lineage: Eukaryota; Metazoa; Chordata; Actinopteri; Salmoniformes; Salmonidae.
GUUCUUUCGGCCCAUUGUCCUUUGAUUCUAACUGCAGCGAGAUAGUACGGGAAAAUGUACAAUAUAUAAUUUCUUUCGAACCGCAUUGCUGCGGAUAGUUUGGAGAGGAGGCGCAAUAGAGAGACGCAACGUCAAGAUAGGCUUUUCAAUGCUAAAGUUAGAACAAUUAGGGUAAAUUACUGCAACUUUGUAACGGUCUGUGACAUCGGUCCAUUCAUGUUAGUUGUAAAGCCAUUUUGUCACAAUUUUCUCUUACUGACAGAAAGUGGCUCUUGAAUCCCAAGUGAAUGAAAGAAAGAAAGAAGAGGCAGAGUCACUAAAAGCAUUUGGAAGAGCGUCUGCUGCAGGAAGCCAUAGAGGACUUCUGGCUGAACUUCCAGCCGCGGUGUAACCGGCGUGAGUAUGACUUAAACAACCCGGACAAAGUUAUGAAUCAGGACGGUAUCCAGAUGCUGGCGGGGCUUGUGGGUGAGGACCCAGACAGCCAGGGGAGGCUGAAGAAGCAGCAGGAGCAGCUCAGAGAGUGGUCCGUCCAGCAGCAACAUGAGCUGGCCACAGCACGACACCAGCAGAGACUGGAAGAGCAGCAGUAUGACCAGGACAGAGUGGACCUGGACAUCCAAGCUCUUCAGCUCCAGAAGAUCGAGGGAGAAAGGAGGAGAUCUGCAGCCCUGGCUACAAAGGAUUUCAAUCUGGCAAAGGCAGCUGAGAAUGCAGAGAAGCAGUGGAAAAAGUGGCAGCAGGAGAAGGAGGACAACAGGACAGACAUCCUAAAUCAGCUUCAGGGGGAGCUGCUGAGUAAGAGCCAGGAGCAGGGCCUCAGUGUGCUGGGUCUACCCCACCUCAGGGCUGACAGUUGCAAGGGCCUCAAAAAAGAGCAGCUGCAGCACGUCAUCGACUGCCAUCAGCAACGGAUAGAGGAGAAGAGUGUACAUCUGCCACAUCUAUCUGUCUGUCUCUUUUGCCUGUUUUGGGAUGUCUGCGUUGAGCGGUCAAAGAUAUUUUCAUAUGACAAUUUAACACUUCUAAAGGGAAUGGGGUGGAUAGCAACAACCAUGAAUGCAGACCAGGCUGAGCAGCAGAAGGAGGAGCUCCACCAUGACCGAUUCUGUGUGACCUCAGCUCGCACCGCCCUACUACUGGAGAGACGGCAGGCCCGCAUUAAAAUGCAGCUCCGACGCACCCUGGAUAGCGCCAAUGCACAGCUGUCUGAGGCCCACCAUGAACAGAAAAAGUACUUGGAUAAUGUGUACACUAACAUCCCAGAUGACAGUUAUUUCUCCCAGUUCAACACCAGCAGUCGAUAAAGUUUAACAGGGUCGUGCACUAUUGGAGAGAUACAUUUGUCUAUGGAAAUAAUAAAUGAUUUGAUCACA